Messenger RNA from Leguminivora glycinivorella, 1942 nucleotides. RefSeq names its product neural/ectodermal development factor IMP-L2-like (gene IBP2). NCBI's taxonomy places the organism in Eukaryota, Metazoa, Arthropoda, Insecta, Lepidoptera, Tortricidae. Gene Ontology annotation, cellular component: neuron projection. The record is from RefSeq and is a predicted model, not a curated record. Bases 97 to 864 code for a protein of 255 amino acids. The transcript has 7 exons.
CUAGGAGACAAGUCGCAUCUAGUGUGGACAAGUGUUUACUGGAAUACCUGAACGAGAUUAAUUUUGUAUACUCAACGCCAUCUAGCGUCGGAUAGAAUGUUCAACUUAGUAUCGCUACUCGUCGCCGCGGCGCUAGUGUCGCUGCAAUGUGGGUUCGAGGCGAACGCACAGCUCGAUAAUAAACAGAUGGACAAUAAUAUUAAGGCUUUUGUGGCUCCCAUAACAAAGAGGCGUUCUCGAAACUUCGUAUCCAUACAACAGGCUCCUCCCGAGACUGCUCAUCUUGCCGGAGCGCCGAUAGAAUUGCGAUGUGAAGUCAUGGGUGUCCCCUCGCCUACUGUGCAGUGGUUGAAGAAUGGAGAACCUAUUGCUGACUACAUGGAAGAAACUAACGAGAUACAAGCAGUGUACCCAUCAAGCAUGGCCUGGCUGAUGUCAACACUGGUAGUGUCGGCGGCAGUCAGCGGCGACGUUUUUACGUGUGUGGCUACCACUGGGCUCGCUACUGAGACGGCCUCUUCCACUGUCUUUGUUGAACCAGGUGACGACGCAAACCUUCUCCUCCCCCUCUUCCCCUCAGCGCCAGUAAUAACCUCCUACUACGUCCAACUCUUCCAAGACAUCGGCAGUGACGUCGUAUUGCCGUGCCGUGUUUACAGCCCUACUGAGCCUCAAGUCUACUGGCAAGAUCAGCACCAUAAUCUCAUUUAUGACAACCCUAGGAUGAGGGUGCUUCGCUCUGGAGACCUUUACAUCAAAGACAUCCGUUGGACCGACAUGGGAGAAUACACCUGCACCGCCAAGAACCUUUACGGAAAGACUACAGUCUCCAGCUUCCUCUAUCCGGCUAGGCCUAAACAUUAAACCAUCAAAAUCCGCCGACCAAGACUCCCGCCGAUGCUUAUUGAUGUUCCUAUUUAUAGUUAAAAGUAUUAACGUAAAAUUAACUUAUUAUUAGACUAAGUUAUGCUUAAAAUCAUUGUACUUGCCUUGUUUUUAAACUUACGGCAUUUUUAAUUUAUUGCAAGCUGUGAAAAAGCUCUUUUAAAUGCAUAUUAUACUAUAAGGUCCCUAUCUUGGGACAUGUUUCCAGUAAUGGGCAUUCGCUGUACCAGUCUUUGACAGUAUGUGUAAGCUUUGAUUUUAGAUUAAGUAGCUAAUUAUAUCGUGUCUGAAUUUAAGCACAAAAUGUGCUAAAAGCAUAAUCGAUGGUAAAUAAGUUUUUAUUUUAUUUAAUGUAAAUACUCUCAUUUGAGAAGUUUUUUUGUGAAAUGAGGUCUGUAGUUUUCAGUAAAUUAUGAUUAUUCUUUUUUUCGGCACAUGUACUGUAAUUUUAUAAAUGUAAGCAUUUACUUGUUUAUAUAUAAUUAAGUUAUCUUCAGAGAUUUUAUAGUGAUAAAUAGCCGCGAUCUGACACAUAUCCAUUCUAAACAUAAAAACCGAUUUUUUGACAGAUUAACUUAGGGCAAACCAUUAAAAUAGGGUGUAAUGGACAGAAAGAUUUUAAAGUCGCCUGCAAAGUGGUAUUACACGCCACCCUGUUUUUUUUUUCAUUAUUACAAAAACGACCAGUCCGUGGAUUAUGUAAGUAAAAUUUAAAAAAAAACAGCCAAUUUUUUUCGCGAUCGGUUCCAUAGUAAAAUUGAUUACAUAACCCUUAUUUAUCAAUAUCGUAAAUUAUUGCAGGUUACUAAAAAGUCAGAAAAUAAUGGUGGAAUUACUGACCCUACUCUCAACUUUUUACCAUAAAAAUGUUUGAGUGAAAAAUGGCGAUUAUCAACUAAACAACUGUCUGAAGAUCCUAUUUUAAUUUCAAUACACGUCAAAAACAAGUUCUAUGCAUAUCGUAUUUAUAACUUAUUUUUGAAGUAUGUUUAAAUUAGAAUCAGGCUGUAUAUCUAAUUUCCAGUAAUGGUCACCUUCCUCACGUUAUUAUGUAUUA